AUGCUUCAUGUGAACAAUAUUGGGGGACAAGACAAAUUUUUGGGACUUUCGGCAAUCAUUUUUCAUUCUAAGGCUCAGUCUUUUGAGGCUAUCAAAUCCAAAAUUCUUAGCAAAGUGGAGGGAUGGAAAGAACAUCUUCUAUCUCAAGGCGGGAAGGAAGUGCUAAUCAAAUCUAUCCCAGCGGCUAUCUCGAUCUUUGCCAUGUCUUAUUUUCGCCUGCUAUCCUCUCUUUGCAAGUCUCUUAAUAGUAUACUUGCCAAUUUUUGGUGGGGACAAAAAGAUCAAGAGAGAAAGAAUCACUGGAUAUCCUGGAAAAACAUUUUCCAUUCCAAAGCUGUCGGAGGUCCAGGAUUUAGAGAUUUUGAGCUCUUUAAUAUGGCCUUAUUGGCCAAACAGGGAUGGAGAAUCAUAUCAAAGCUAACAUCUCUAGUUGCUCGGGUUCUUAAAGGUCGUUAUUUCCCUUUUACUUCUUUUUUGACAGCCAAGCAGGGAGCUCGACCUUCUUGGGCAUGGCAGAGCAUCCUUUGGGGUAGAGAACUUCUUGAGAAAGGAUUGAGAUGGAACUUUCAAGAUGGGAAAUUAAUUUUGUGCAAACAGGACAAAUGGAUUCCUAAGUCUUUUCCCCAUUAUCCACAGGUUAAAGAAAGCUCAAAUCCCUCAAUAUUGUGGGUGGCUCAAUUAGUUAAUUGGAAUACGAGCACGUGGAAUUUGGAUAACCUUAAGGCAAACUUUGAAGAAGAAGAAAUAAGCAACAUUCGUUCUAUUCCGAUCAGCCUUUUUAGUAGAGAGGACUCCUUGAUUUGGUACUUUCCUAACUCUGGGUCAUAUACGGUGAAAUCUGGCUAUAAGGUGGCAUGUUAG
Messenger RNA from Hevea brasiliensis (rubber tree), 861 nucleotides. RefSeq lists its product as uncharacterized. The transcript has a single exon. Bases 1 to 861 code for a protein of 286 amino acids. The record is from RefSeq and is a predicted model, not a curated record. Lineage: Eukaryota; Viridiplantae; Streptophyta; Magnoliopsida; Malpighiales; Euphorbiaceae.